ACCAUAAGAAAGUAUGAUUUCCAAUUUGACCCCUAACGUCACCCUUUAUAUGUAAUGUACGUGCCGUUCGAUUUUCCGAGGUUGUCCAGAGCACUCGCUCCGCUUGGGUUUCUCCAAUGGCGUCGUCUGAGUUCGCGGAGUUCGUCGGAGAAUGGAUUCUCCGGCAAGAAGGAUUCCACGACGAACUCCUCGCAGCAAAAGAGCACGCCGGAGAGGAAGGUUUCUGCGACCGUGACGAUCUCAUCGCGCGUGUCAUCCGCCACUACAAAGAAUACUUCGAACGCAAAGCCGUCGUCAGGGAAAAUGACUGUUUUGCCCUUUUAUCCCCCACGUGGUUCUCCCGCCUCGAGAUCUGCUUCCUCUGGGUCGCCGGCUUCAAGCCGGGGUUAGGGAUAGGCAUCGUGAAGGAUGCCGUGGGAGGCUUGACGAACGAGCAGAUGGAUAAGAUGGAUAUGCUCGAGUUGGAGACCAUAGUGGCGGAGACGACAAUAGAGCACCGGCUGGCCGAGAUCCAGCGGAGUGCGGCGGCGUUGAGGGCCAUACGGCGGCAGAGCAGGGAGGAUAACAUGGCGGCGCAGGCUGAUGUGGAUUGGAUUGCGACGGCGAUGAAGGGGGUGGUGGCGGCCGCCGACGCCCUGAGGAUGAGAACUGCGAUCAAGAUCGUCGGAAUCCUCCAGACUGCUCAGAAGAUUGAGUUCUUGACUGCGGCGGCGACGUUAUACAAGAAGAUUAGGGUUCGGGGUUCCCAGCGAGGAGGAGAUGCGUCUACGUCCAUGCAACGCUGAAUAUUUUCCCUUCCUAUUAUAUAUAUAUAUAUGUCCGCUCUGGUUUCGAAUGUAGUUUGUGUUUGCUUUGUUGGGUGUUUGUGUUUUUUUUUUAUAAAUAAAGUUUAAUAUGGAGGCUGU
Tarenaya hassleriana is the source of this 905-nucleotide messenger RNA. RefSeq names its product transcription factor TGA2-like. The record is from RefSeq and is a predicted model, not a curated record. The transcript has a single exon. Gene Ontology annotation, biological process: DNA-templated transcription. Lineage: Eukaryota; Viridiplantae; Streptophyta; Magnoliopsida; Brassicales; Cleomaceae. Gene Ontology annotation, molecular function: sequence-specific DNA binding. Bases 117 to 785 code for a protein of 222 amino acids.